Molecule: messenger RNA, 837 nt
Organism: Podospora anserina S mat+
Lineage: Eukaryota; Fungi; Ascomycota; Sordariomycetes; Sordariales; Podosporaceae
Exons: 2
Coding region: 1-837 (278 amino acids)
Source: RefSeq, a predicted model, not a curated record
AUGGCCGCGUUCCGCCAAGCUUCGGUGUCGCUGGUUUCGACACUCCAAAUAACUUUUUCAGCGAGACCAAUGUGCUCGGAGCUGGGCUCAGCUUCAGCCAGCUCAUCCAGCUGCCCGCCAUCUCUGCUUCUCUGGUGCGUUCAUCUAUCCCGAAUCUGCUCCUUAUGCGUGCGAAAGAUACCAACCAGGAAGCAGUUCGACAUUGAGACUAUUCCCAUAGAAGUGACCAUCAGCGACGCGUCCAUCUUUAACGGCCAGACUGGCUUCCGUCGCGCUGAGCUCCUUCCUGCCAGCAACUCUGGCAUCGACGACAGCACCACAGGCAUCAAGACCCUCCAUUUCAGCAUAGGCAAGGACGCACAACGCCCGCUGAAUUUGUCUCACGAAUAUCAGCUGGUGUUUCUUGAAAGCAACGACUUUAGCACCAAUCAGUUCGUCUUGAAAACGGGCACCAUUCUGGGCGGUGACACAGCUGUCGACCCUGAUACCCUACAAUUAUUUGGAAAUGUCAACCAAACCCCAUCAAAACUUCUCUUCAGCGUCCCAUUUCUGGACGGCGUUUUCCACAACUUUGCUGUUACACUAGACUUUGACACCCUCACUACCCAGGUCUUUUUUUCAGCCGGCGGGGAUCCCCUCGAGGUCGUGAACCAGGUCAUCUCCAACGACGUCAGCGGGCAAGGACAGUUCCACUUUGGCUUGCUCAAAAAGCCGACUGAUGCGGUUGGCGAUAUUACAAGAAACGGGUUUCAAGAAGACGGUAUCGACGAGGGCAUCAUCUUUGGCGGCAUCUUCCAAGAGGACAGCUCGGCGGGUUGCGUCAGCUUGCGGCCGUGA